GGAAACAUUAUAAGAUGGCAUCCCUCCUUCCUGGAACUUGCAAUUUCUUUUGAACAAAUCAGAUCCCUCUUUCAAUGUCUUGGACUAUUCAUGCCCGCAACAAGACUUAUCAAUGACCAUAAAUACCCAACCCUUUCCCUUGCAAAAAUCUACUACUCCCCCCAUACAUCCAUCAAUCUCUGAAACAGACAAGACAGAGAGACUUAAAGAGUUUCAUUUUCUUAACGCAAAGGAUGGUGAGGGCUCCUUGCUGUGAAAAAAUGGGUUUGAAGAAGGGACCUUGGACUCCUGAAGAGGAUCGCAUUCUGGUUUCCUACAUUCACAACUAUGGACAUGCAAACUGGCGUGCUCUGCCCAAACAAGCUGGUUUGUUAAGAUGUGGUAAGAGUUGCAGACUGAGAUGGAUAAACUACUUGAGGCCAGAUAUCAAGAGAGGCAACUUCACCAAAGAAGAAGAGGACACUAUCAUUACAUUACAUGAAUCCUUGGGAAAUAGGUGGUCAGCAAUUGCAGCACAGCUUCCAGGAAGGACUGACAAUGAGAUUAAAAAUGUAUGGCACACCCACUUGAAGAAGAGACUACUCAAACAAAACCAUACCCCACAAAUCAUCAAACACUCCAUGAUCACAUCUCCACAAUAUGAACAAGAACAAGUCAGCAUCAAUGCCGACUCAGAAUCCUCAAAUAUCACUCUCUCUACGCAUAAUAACAUAUAUUCAUGUGAGCAAUAUUCCAGCUUGCUCACUGACACCACCACAGUGGCCACCAGUAGUACUGAAACCAUCAAAUGUGGGAGUCUUGAUUAUGCAAUGAAUUUCCCUCUAAUGGACGAAAGUUGUGGAUCAUCAGACGCAGAGAAUUCUUCCAGCAUGAUGACAGCUGAGUUUUUUGAUGGAUUACAAGACCAUUUUGGGUUCAAUUAUUCAAAUGUUAUGGAUCCAAGUCAUAUGAAUGAAGCUUCAUACGUUGAUGAUGGCAUGGACUUCUGGCGCAGCCUAUUAAUUGAUGUGGGAGGAAUACAAGGAUUUCUAUGAUUUUCCAAGACUCUUUCAAUUUGUAUGAAGAUUUGGUAUUUGGGUUUUGACCAUUAGAGAAUUGAAAGAGAUGGGUUGUGCACAACAGAGAUGUUUGUUAAUGGUGGGGGGAAGAACUGUGCCAAGUCCAAAAGGUAGAAAAGGAAAAGCAUUCAUUGACGAAGAAACUGAAAGGCAGUUACUUUGUGAUAAGGAUAACGUGGACGAAGAAAUUGUUCAUUUGAAAGGUCAGAAAGGAGAAACAAAGUGGGAAGACUGACUAAUUGAGACAUGUUAGUGACAGAUUCAUGUAUAUGUUUCUAAAUUAGAUUAAGAUUGUUUUAUGGUAUUGAAGAUAAUGUUCAAUAUAUUGUUCAUAGUGUAUUAAAUGCUGGGCAUUAAGUCAAUUCAUUUUAUUUUCUUA
Molecule: messenger RNA, 1437 nt
Organism: Tripterygium wilfordii
Lineage: Eukaryota; Viridiplantae; Streptophyta; Magnoliopsida; Celastrales; Celastraceae
Product: transcription factor MYB14-like
Exons: 3
Coding region: 234-1034 (266 amino acids)
Source: RefSeq, a predicted model, not a curated record